Selaginella moellendorffii is the source of this 658-nucleotide messenger RNA. RefSeq lists its product as uncharacterized. The transcript is spliced from 4 exons. The coding region runs from base 69 to 617 and encodes 182 amino acids. Lineage: Eukaryota; Viridiplantae; Streptophyta; Lycopodiopsida; Selaginellales; Selaginellaceae. The record is from RefSeq and is a predicted model, not a curated record.
GGUCUCCAAUUUGAGCGUGAAAAGAGCGGGAAGGGGUUAAUCCCCUGUUUUUAGGGUUCCUGGUGGCUAUGGCGGAGCUCCGGGUGGCUCCAGCGCCAGUGGUUUUCAAUUUCUCCGUGGUGCCCAGGUUGCGCGUGGGAUUGAGGAGCUGGGGGAGAUUCUCGGCCGCCCACAUUGUCUGCCUCGCGAAGAAGCGAGUGAGUGACCAAGCUCCGGCGCCAAAAGUAGCAGAGCCUGCGCCGGUAAGCGAAGAUUUGCCAGAGGAGGACGUCGUUCUAGAGGGCCUGAAUGAGCUGGCAAACGAUGCGCUCCAAGUGAUGCUCGGCAAGAAAUCCAAGUCGGUGAUGGAUUGCCUGGAAGAACUGGAUGAGGCGGGGGAGUAUCUCGUCAAGGAAGGGAAGCUGGACGCCGCGAGGUUCGUGCUCGUCAUCAAAAACAUGCUAGAUCACCAAGUGAUAGCGGAGAAGAAUGAUCUCGAAGGAGCCUACAAGCGAGCUUUCGAAAGAAUUUGGAGCUGCGUCGAGGAUUCGGGAUGGUCGCUCGCGAUGCCCGAGAACGAAACUGGAGUUGAUCUGCUAGACGAUGAGCUGAUUCCCCCGGUUCUUAACCAAAGAUAAGGCACAUUCCGUCUUCUUUAGCAUCGAGGCAUAUUCUGUCA